AUGUCCUCCGAAUCGUUCGCCGCGCUGCGAAAGACCAGUGGUGAUGAAUUGGCGGGUCUGGCAGAGGAACAUUUCAAGCAUGAUCUCCGCGAAGAAGACCGUGACGUUGUCAAAAAGGCCGCCCGCAAAGUCUCAACACACACCUUUGUCGGAUCAAUGCUGGGCGUAGGCCUAGGAGGAUUCCUGGCGUACCGGCUCCGUGCGAAUCGAAAAGCCUUCUACCAAGCGUUCCGGGCCACCGAGAAACCUACACAUGUGAAGUUUGCAGAUGGGAGGGAAGAGGCCAUACCAGAUGUCACGCCACUGCUCCAGCCAACGCCGCUUGGUGAUGUGUUUACCUACACAUUCUUUACUAUUGCGGGACUCUUUCUGGGUGGUGAGACUGGUCUGCUGACGGGUACGUGGUCAGCGAGGAGAACGUUGGAGAGGAAUGCAGACACCAAGGCUCGCGUCGAGAAAGCCUGGAGAUCCUUCAGGGCAGACGUGUUGAGGAAGCAAAUUGAAGAGCUGGAGGGCGGGAAGAAGGAGAACACGCUACUUUGGUAG
Molecule: messenger RNA, 546 nt
Organism: Exophiala xenobiotica
Lineage: Eukaryota; Fungi; Ascomycota; Eurotiomycetes; Chaetothyriales; Herpotrichiellaceae
Exons: 2
Coding region: 1-546 (181 amino acids)
Source: RefSeq, a predicted model, not a curated record